AUGGUUUCCUCGCGACGCGGAUUCAACCCGAUAGCUUUCACCCCCUGGCCGGUGACGAUACUCUCCUCGUUGGUGUACCUCGCCCUGAUAAUCCCAAUCAUCGUUGUCCACCAUCUGGUUCCUCCCGCGCCAAAGGAAAGCCCUGCAGGUGUAGAUCUAGAGGAAGCCUGGCACGAUCUCCAACACCUGACUCGGCAGUAUCACCCUUACAACAGCCACUCAAACGAUGAAGUGCACCAGUGGCUCCUUAAGCGUAUCCACGCUAUCUCUGCAACCUCGGCUCGCUCAGAAUCCCAAUCGAGCCCAGAAGUCUUUGUUUUCGAUGAUAACCAAACAAAUUUAACGUUCUCCAGCGCUGGCGUUGCUGCCACAGCCAUUACCGGCGUAUACUUUGAAAGCAGAAAUAUCGUGGUCUACAUUCGCGGCACGGAAGACGAGCCGAGGGAAUGGUGGAAAUCUCCCGAUGGUGAACCGUCAGGAAGAGGUGGAGUGCUUGUAAAUGCACACUAUGAUAGCGUUUCUACCGGUUACGGAGCGACGGAUAACGGAGUUGGUGUGAUUACGACAUUGCAAUUACUCAAAUAUUUCACCACACCAGGACACUAUCCUCGGAAGGGCCUGGUGCUGCUGUUCAACAAUGGAGAGGAGGAUUUCCUGAAUGGCGCGUAUGCAUACAGCCAGCACCCAAUGUCUAAAUUCACGCAUACGUUUCUGAAUCUCGAAGGUGCCGGUGCAGGAGGCCGCGCUGUCCUGUUCCGUAGCACAGACACAGAGGUUACGAGAUUCUAUGGAAAAUCGGAACAUCCCUUUGGCACAGUCCUUGCGAGAGACGCUUUCAAACUGAAAUUUAUCCGCAGUGAAACCGAUUACCACGUCUUUGAUGGCGUCUUUGGCAUGCGUGGGCUCGAUGUUGCAUUCAUGGAGCCCAGAAGCAGAUAUCACACAGACCAAGAUGAUGCUAGGCAUACUAGUAUUGAUUCCGUUUGGCACAUGCUUUCAGCGGCCAUUACAACCACUGAAGGGUUGGUCAGUUACACCGGAGAUGCUUUCGACGGUGAUAGCGGAGAUGGUGGGAAACUCAACAACGGCAUCGGUACCUUGGGGGUUUGGUUUGACUUCUUCGGUUCGUCCUUUGCAGUCUUCCAGCUCAAUACUCUCUUUGGGCACUCGGUGGCCCUCUUGGUCGUCGCCCCUCUUCUACUCAUCAUCACGUCUGUUGCACUCUUCGCAGUUGACAAAAUGUACAUGUUCUCCAUGUAUACGUACAUAUCGGAAUCAGGUGGUCAAGUAUCGCUCUAUGGCUUACGAGGGAUGUUCCGUUUCCCCCUGAUCCUUGGUAUUAGCACUGCUCUAACCAUUGCUCUGUCAUUCCUAAUAAUGAAGGUCAAUCCUUUUAUUAUAUACAGCAGCCCGUAUGCAGUUUGGAGUAUGAUGUUGUCCACUUGCAUGUUCUUUGCAUGGUUUAUCUCCUGUGUUGCAGACUUUGCCAGACCAUCCGCGCUACACAGAGCAUAUUCAUUUUCUUGGAUGUUUGGCAUUAUGUGGGUUUUCCUUGUGAUAGCCACCGUUUAUCAGAAACAGCACGGCAUAGCAAGUAGCUACUUUAUUGUAUUCUACUUUGCCGGAGUAGCUGUGGCAACGUGGAUCUCAUAUUUGGAACUUUUUGGUCUGCCAAAAACACAGGAUUAUGCUCGUCGGCAGGGCAGCCUUUCUGAUCGAACACCUAGUUCCGACAGUCACUUUCUCGCUCCAUCUGCAGAUGAACUUCCAUCCAGCAGCAGUGCGGCAGGCCGAGAUUUUAACCCAGAAGAUAUUGAGGACGAGGAGCCUACAGAAUCCACAUCUCUCCUUCGGGGACAGCAGAGAACUACAUUUGCUAACUAUGCCAGUGCUAGAGGCAGCCAGGAGAGCAAUAUAUCCAACCAGGGCAACAAUUCGUUACACCCUAAGGACCACCGACUAGAACAAAAAUGGAGUAUCUACCUGAUGUCAUCGGCUUGGAUAUUGCAAUUCCUUCUCGUUGCACCUAUUGUCAUUAUUCUUCUUGGCCAGCUGGGACUUUUCCUAACAUCUGCAACAUACCAAAUCGGUGCCGAUGGAGGUUCACAGCUCGUUAUAUACAUCGGUAUCGCUGUCUUAUCUGUUCUCAUCCUCUUACCACUUUUCCCUUUCAUCCACCGAUUCACCUAUCAUAUCCCAACAUUCCUGUUGUUCAUCCUCAUUGGAACCCUGGUGUACAACCUAACAGCGUUCCCAUUCUCUCACAGCAACAGAUUGAAACUUGCAUUCGCCCAGGAAAUGGACCUAGCUACCGGGAACAACCAAGCGUCUCUUGUUGGCGUAGAACCAUAUAUCCAUGAUGCCGUUCACGCCAUCCCAUCCGUACAAGACGGGAAACUCUCCUGUACCUCCCAUGGCUACGGAGGCAGAACCAAAUGUUCCUGGCCUGGGCUCAAGCCAAAAGUAGCAGAAGGCCCCUACAAGGAUUGGGUCAGCUACAAUAUCUCUAAAACUAAAGAUGACAAAAUCACCCGCUUUGAGAUUUCUGGCAAGAAUACCAGGGCAUGCAAACUGCUCUUCGAUAGUCCCAUUGCUGAUUUCCACGUACAAGGAUCUGUUGUUGACAAACGUAUACCCCACACCGGGCCAAAAGGUGUUUCUGAAAUUCGGCUCUGGAGUCGAAACUGGGAGAACACCUGGACAGUUGAUGUGGAAUGGGCUAAGAAGAAUUCUGAACGCACAGGCAAGGUGAUGUGUUUGUGGAGCGAUGACAAUGAUCUUCAUGUCAUACCUGAGUUGGAUUUAGUUCGCAAGUUUGCCCCUUGGUGGGUUGCAAUUACGAAGCUGAGGGAUGGUCUCGUUGAAGGAAGUUAUUCAUUUAAGCUAUAG
Trichophyton rubrum CBS 118892 is the source of this 2889-nucleotide messenger RNA. RefSeq lists its product as uncharacterized. NCBI's taxonomy places the organism in Eukaryota, Fungi, Ascomycota, Eurotiomycetes, Onygenales, Arthrodermataceae. The coding region runs from base 1 to 2889 and encodes 962 amino acids. The transcript has a single exon. Gene Ontology annotation, biological process: proteolysis. The record is from RefSeq and is a predicted model, not a curated record. Gene Ontology annotation, molecular function: metalloexopeptidase activity.